AUGAUACUUCGCACUCAUUGCAACAAAGUAAAAUUAAGAAAGACAAAAAAAAAUCUUAACAGUAUCAUUGAAGCAAUAAAAUGUACGAUGAAUCCAUUUGAUGACACUAUUGACAAAGAUACAUUAUUCAACAUUUCAACCGGCAAAGCUGCGUCUAAAGAAGUUGCUGAUUUCCUGCUGAACGUGAAAACAGCAGGCUAUCAACAAAAAUUAAAUUUUAUCUCAGAAUGCUCUUCAACUCCUGCAAGAUUCGAUAAACCAAUAAAACGAAACAAAAUCUGCAAUUUUGCUUCUCAAUGUAUGACUAAACUCUUGAGUACCAAAGACAAGAACAAGAAAGUAUUAUUGAAAAUGGAACGAAGCCUAAAAAAAAAUUAA
Molecule: messenger RNA, 378 nt
Organism: Parnassius apollo (apollo)
Lineage: Eukaryota; Metazoa; Arthropoda; Insecta; Lepidoptera; Papilionidae
Source: the annotation of a GenBank genome assembly